This is a messenger RNA of Rotaria sordida, 522 nucleotides long. The record is from the annotation of a GenBank genome assembly. Lineage: Eukaryota; Metazoa; Rotifera; Eurotatoria; Philodinida; Philodinidae.
AUGUCGAAUUCAUCCUAUGCUUUAAAUCUUGUUGUCGCUGCGCAAGUAUUUGCCAUUUAUUCAACAUAUAUCACUUUUGGUGUUGGUCUUAUUGGAAAUCUUCUAAAUAUUGCUGUAUUUACUAAGAUGAAAAUCUUUCGAGGCAAUCGUUGUAUUUUUUAUUUAAUUGUGGAGUCUAUUGUUGAUAUUGGUCAACUAUGUCAAACUUUUGUCAAUGAAAUUUGGAAAUUUUCAAUUAAUGGAAUUGAACCGGUGACUGUUUCACUUGUCUGUAAUCCAUCAUCAUUUAUCGAGAAUGAAUUUCGAAAAUUCUGUAAUGAAUAUAUAUCUCCUUCAGUAUUUUUACCUUUUAUGGAUAAAGAAGAUCAAUUUUUUCGUAUGUGUGAAAUAAUUAUUGGUCAGGUAACAGCUCGUCAGUCACAAAUAGCAAAGAAUGUAGCAAAAUUUAAGAUACAUGACAAUCCUCAAAAUCAAGAAGAACAAAAACCAGAAGGCCCAACAACGACAAAGAAUCCAAAAUAA